Dufourea novaeangliae is the source of this 1779-nucleotide messenger RNA. RefSeq names its product centrosomal and chromosomal factor-like. The record is from RefSeq and is a predicted model, not a curated record. NCBI's taxonomy places the organism in Eukaryota, Metazoa, Arthropoda, Insecta, Hymenoptera, Halictidae. The transcript has a single exon. The coding region runs from base 31 to 1572 and encodes 513 amino acids.
CGGAAGCCUGGAUAGUAGGAGGUUUCCAACAUGGCCGCCGCCUGCUACGAGAAGGAAGUGGUGGUAGGUGCCGCUAUACACGGACACGGUCAUCACCAUCACCACCACCAUCAUCACCAUCACCAUCACCAUCACGGUGCGACGGGGCAGAGCGGCCAACAGCAGCAGACCGUCCUGCCGGGUGCACCGACUAUCCUCGACACCACCGCCGUCGGCACAGGCUCGGGCACGACCACCGCGAACACAACCGCGACUGCGGCGACCGCCGCAGCUGUGGCGGCCGCGGCCGCAGCAGCCGCGGUCGCCGUCACCACCUACAAGGACUACAAGGAUUAUUCGCAGCCGCUUCACGUGGAUUGCAGCGUCGAGUACGAACUGCCUAGCCAGGCGAAGCCACCACCCGGCGGCGGCGAACCGCUUCUGAUGAUACAUCCGUGUUACUAUCGACGAGCGGAACGCGAGAGGAGAAGCCCGUUCGUUAACAAUCUACCGCCGCCGGCGAACGCGCCAAUAUCCUCGUCGAGACGUACCAGCAGGAGAAGCGCGACGGCCGGAGUCGUGAUCGCAACCGCGACCGUGUCGUCGACGUCGUCGGUGGUACCGUCCUCCACGGCGGUCGUAUCCUCUGUAUCCACCUCGACCGUGUCCUCGUCGACAUCCGCCACUGCUGUCUUAUCGGCGACCGCGGCAGUGGUCGCGACCACCGAUACCGCCGCGAAUCUGGUCUCCGCUACCGGUCAGAUGUCCGCCGCAAUGGCUGCAUCCUAUCGAGCGGCACUCAACGCUGCUGCGACGCUUUCUCAACAACAGCAACAACAAAGACGGCAACAUCAUUCGCAGCCCCAGCAGCCGCCACCUCCACCACCGCCGCAGCAGCAGCAGCCGCAUCAUCAUCAUCGAACACACGCCCAACAUCCUCAUCACGGUCCUCCGCAACAACCACAACAACAACAGGGUUCGAUAACACCGACCACCGCUACCGGCAACGAACUGAUUUCUGCCGACGAAAAAGCAGUUAUAUCAGGUAUUUAUCAACACUACUUCCGCGCGAUGCGCGCUCACAAUCAUCAGCAUCAACAGCAGCAACAACAACAGCCGCAACAGCAGCAACAUCGUACGAGUCAUCAACUGCAUCAUCAACCUCACCAAAGCGACAGAAGUUCCUCCACCUCGUCGGUCACGUCGACAGCCGCCACGUCGAUAUCCGGCAUACUACGGCAGAGUUAUCAACAGACGUACAACGCGAGCAACUCGAGCACCGCGAGCCAUCUGCGGGUCGCGACCGCCUCCGCGGUUGUCGCGCAUCAUCCGUAUAGGCGGCCGUCGGCCUCGUUGUUGUCGCGUGCGGCGUCCCACCUGGGACAGCAGGCCUCCCUGUCGUCAUCUUCCUCCUCGAACUCCUUAUCCUCGUCCGCCUCGAUCGGUGCUUCCAGCGGCGUUUCGACCGGCGGUGUUUCGAGCGUGUACGCGAGCACGAUACACAGGCAUCACGCCGCCACAUCGUUGCACGCCCUUCAGGCGGCCGGUUUUUACGAGACGCCCGGUUAUCAUGCGUUAUUGCCGCAGAGUUAGGUGACCACCAUCACCAGCAGCCCGCUAGAAAACGACCCCGUUGCCGUCGGCCUUUGUUUAUUCACGUAAUCCCGGGUGCAGCUCUGGUACUCCUAUUUCCCUAUUGUACGACUUAUCUCUUCCACACGUUAAAGAGCAUACGGGUUGGUCUAGUACACACCGAUGGGGAUACAUCUAUCUCUCCCGUACAUACCCUCCUACCUACCC